UUCCCCCGCCCACAGCCCCAAACCCUCCCCCAACCUCCAACCCACCGGCGGCGCCGCUGCGCGAGGAGAAGAGUCGAAGAAGAUGGUGAAGUUCCUCAAGCCCGGGAAGGCGGUGAUCCUGCUGCAGGGCAGGUACGCGGGGAAGAAGGCGGUGAUCGUCCGCGUCUUCGAGGAGGGCACCCGCGACCGCCCCUACGGCCACUGCCUCGUCGCCGGCCUGGCGAAGUACCCCAAGAAGGUGAUCCGCAAGGACUCGGCGAAGAAGACGGCCAAGAAGUCGCGCGUCAAGGUCUUCCUCAAGCUCGUCAACUUCACCCACCUCAUGCCCACCCGCUACACCCUCGACGUCGACCUCAAGGAGGUGGCCUCCGGCGCCCCCGACUCCCUCACCACCAAGGACAAGAAGCUCACCGCCGCCAAGUCCGCCAAGGCCAAGCUCGAGGAGAGGUUCAAGACCGGCAAGAACAGGUGGUUCUUCACCAAGCUCCGCUUCUAGGUUAUUCGUCCGUCCGUCCGCGCCAUUACUACCCCGAAUCCUUUACAUUUUUAGUCGCUCGUUAUCGGAAACUGUUGCUGCGCUCAAGAUUUCCUGUUUUGGCUUUGGUAUUGCCCGUAAAGACUAUGUUUUUAGAUUGGAUCUUAUGAGAUAUGAUGGUGGUUCAUGUGUUGAAUCAUGAGAUCUGCUUGGAAUUUUCCUUCAGUA
This is a messenger RNA of Hordeum vulgare subsp. vulgare (domesticated barley), 703 nucleotides long. Its product is annotated as 60S ribosomal protein L27-3-like. Bases 83 to 496 code for a protein of 137 amino acids. Lineage: Eukaryota; Viridiplantae; Streptophyta; Magnoliopsida; Poales; Poaceae. Gene Ontology annotation, biological process: translation. The transcript has a single exon. Gene Ontology annotation, cellular component: ribosome; cytosolic large ribosomal subunit. The record is from RefSeq and is a predicted model, not a curated record. Gene Ontology annotation, molecular function: structural constituent of ribosome.